GUAAAAGCUUAAAAAAGAUCCCCGGUCCCCUCGCAAUCUCUUCUUCUGUCGACCGGUGGUGAAGACGCACGUUGCUCUUGCGUGUGUGUUUAUCGCUGUCGUAUUUUGAUUGCAAGUCAGCUCGACAUCCAUCAACCACCAUGUCAGGCAAACCAGCUUUUAAAGUCGCUGACAUCAGCCUGGCUGAUUGGGGCCGGAAAGAAAUUAUGCUGGCUGAGAAUGAAAUGCCGGGAUUGAUGUCUUUGAGGCGCAAGUACAAGGAGUCUCUACCCCUCAAGGGAGCCCGUAUUGCUGGAUGCCUGCACAUGACUGUACAAACUGCAGUCCUCAUUGAGACACUUGUUGCUCUAGGUGCCGAGGUUCAGUGGUCUAGCUGCAAUAUUUUUAGUACUCAAGACCAUGCUGCUGCCGCCAUUGCUAAGACAGGCGUCCCUGUCUAUGCAUGGAAAGGAGAAACAGACGAUGAAUAUAUUUGGUGCAUAGAACAGACUUUAGUGUUCAAAGAUGGGCAGCCACUCAACAUGAUCCUGGAUGAUGGUGGAGAUUUGACUAACUUGGUACAUGAGAAAUACCCUCAGUACCUUGCUAACAUUAAAGGAAUUUCAGAGGAAACUACCACAGGAGUCCAUAAUUUGUAUAAAAUGAUGACCGCUGGCAAAUUGAAGGUUCCAUGUAUUAAUGUCAAUGACUCUGUGACUAAGAGUAAAUUUGACAAUUUGUAUGGUUGCCGAGAGUCUCUUAUUGAUGGUAUUAAAAGAGCUACUGAUGUUAUGUUAGCUGGCAAGGUCUGUGUUGUUGCUGGAUAUGGUGACGUUGGUAAAGGUUGUGCUCAGUCCUUGAGAGCCUUUGGUGGUCGGGUCAUUAUCACAGAAAUUGAUCCAAUCAAUGCCUUGCAAGCAUCUAUGGAGGGAUAUGAGGUGGUGACAAUGGAUGAAGCUUCCAAAGAGGGUCAAAUUUUUGUCACAACUACUGGAUGCAAAGAUAUCAUCACUGGAAAACAUUUCCUAAGUAUGAGAAAUGAUUCCAUCAUUUGCAACAUUGGCCAUUUCGAUUGUGAAAUUGAAGUUACCUGGUUGGAGAAAAAUGCCGUUGAGAAGAUCAACAUUAAACCUCAGGUGGAUCGCUACAAGUUGGCCAAUGGACACCACAUCAUACUUCUGGCAGAAGGUCGUUUAGUUAAUCUUGGAUGUGCCAUGGGUCAUCCUUCAUUUGUGAUGAGCAAUUCCUUCACCAAUCAAACCUUAGCCCAGAUUGAAUUGUGGACCAAACCUGGACAGUAUAGUGUUGGUGUUCACAUGCUACCAAAGAAACUUGAUGAGCAAGUCGCUGCCCUUCACUUAGACCACUUGGGAGUUAAGCUGACCAAGCUUACAGCUGACCAAGCUGCUUACUUGGGCAUUCCUGCUGAGGGACCCUACAAGCCUGAUCACUACAGGUAUUAAAUACUGUCAAAAUACACUUCUGCAUUUUUCAACAUUGCCAUUCAAACAUCAAUUUGUCAACAUACCAUGUGAAAUUAAUUUUAACCAGACAUCACCCUGUGAAUAUUUGUUGUGAUACAAUCUUUUUUAGUUUUACUUCUGUUACUUUUUACUACCAAACUGGUUUUGCACUUUGAAGAAUAAAAGACAACAUUAUCAA
Messenger RNA from Frankliniella occidentalis (western flower thrips), 1641 nucleotides. It is a transcript of the gene Ahcy, whose product is annotated as adenosylhomocysteinase. The coding region runs from base 141 to 1442 and encodes 433 amino acids. Lineage: Eukaryota; Metazoa; Arthropoda; Insecta; Thysanoptera; Thripidae. The transcript has 8 exons. Gene Ontology annotation, biological process: L-methionine cycle. Gene Ontology annotation, molecular function: adenosylhomocysteinase activity. The record is from RefSeq and is a predicted model, not a curated record. Gene Ontology annotation, cellular component: cytosol.